GGACAUCACGUGACCGCCAGUUCAAUAUGGCUGACGAUAGUGGAGGAUUAGUGAUUCACCUCACUUUCAUUUCUUUAUCCCUUUAUUCUGUUCUACAAAGAUGUUCGGUGACAUUUCUGUAACAAGACUUAACUUCAGGUGUAGAAGAUGUCGGGGGCGAGUAGAAAAGCAGGGAGAAGGGUGACUUCUCUGAAAAGUGCCAGUCGAGAUAUUGGAGAUGUGACCUUGAAUGAUUUUGCAAACUGUUCCAUCUCUGGAAAGGGACGUUUGAAGAAAGGUGCUACUAAUAGUGUUGUUCGAGAAGUGAAACAGUUAAGUGGAGAAGGUGAUUCAAGAGCCUGGUAUGAGAAAUUAGAAGACUUCGAGGGAGAUUUUGAGUUUGUGGAAGAAGAUGGAGAAGAUGGAACAAAAGAGUAUGUUAUUAAGAAGCCUUCCAGGCGACGCAAAAAGACAAUUUCAGAAGAUAAUUCAUGUGAUCAAGGUGGAGGAAAUGAAUAUCCUCUUGAUAUAUGGUUUCUCAUUUCUGAAUACAUUCAACCAGAGGACAUAUCAACAUUUGCUUGCCUCUGUAAGAAUGCUUACCAUGUUGUAGGAACUGCAAAGUUUUGGUUUCACCUUUACAAAAGGUAUUACAAAACUGUUCCCAACUUACCAGAGUGUUUAGAACCAGAGAGCAUGGUUCGUUUGUAUGGACUGCGAACUUGUGUCAUACGAGCCCUUCACUACAUGUACCCCCCAUUUAUAAACAGGCAGAAGGUUGUGAAAGAUGUGACUCCUCACAGUUUAACCAAACGACUGUGUGUUUUAAUGUGGCAUCAGAAAUUUAAAAAUCAAUGGAUAUAUUUCUUCAAACUGAAACAUGCCACUAUCAGAUUAGGCCGAGGCAGUGGUAAUAAGCCUCGUCAACCUGACUUGAUAGAAAUGCUAGAAGAUGUAUCUGCCAACCAAGAAGAAGGUUGUAAAGUAUUACAGGUUACAUGUAUGAAUUAUAUUUCUCAUCCUGUUGUUCUGGGUCUGACAUUGUGUCAUGUGGCAGUGUCAUUGUCUCAAGGAUUAUGCUCCUAUCGCUUAAGACUUGAAUUUGGUUCGGGUCCCUUAUGCUACCCAGACAGCAAUGGUGUAGUGAUAUUUGAUCCAGUGGUUAAUAUCAAAAUUUUGGAUUGGUGGCAUCCUUUAUACCCUCACACAAAUAGUUUGGGUAUACAUUUACAUCAACAUCAUUUGCAAGAGGAUGCAGAUUAGGUGCUUAUUUCUUGUUGUGUGUGACAGUGUAACUUCCUUUGCUUGCUACUUUCUUGCAAUUAACGAACAUUUAUAAGACUGGUCUCUAAUAGCUUUCAUUGUGUACUGCAAUAAAUAAAAAUGCCUCUUGAGAUGUGCAGCAAAAAAACACCCCAACUGAUUUUUGUAUGCUCCUAAAACUUGUAUGAUUGUGUGUUUUACAGACUUAAACUGUUUCUUAGUACUGGCAGUUGACAAAUGCUUUCAUGGAAUGUUUUGUUGCUGGACUAACUUUUUGGAGCAAAUGUAGACAGUUGUCACUUACGCACAACAAUGUUUAUAUAAAUAUGUAAUUAUGUUGAUAAAUCUCUUGGUGAAUGACAUUGUGCUCUUUCUCCGGAUCAAGUGCUAUUGUUUGUGUUUUUAAGAAGUGUGAUGCUUUAAUUGCUGUACAGAAAAGUGUUCUUAUAUAAGUGAUAUGGUAGUCUUCAAGUGUUUACACUUCAUGGAAGUAUGAAUUAUAUUUUUAUGGGGAAAAAAUGUUGAUUUUUUGAGUUUGCAUGAUGCUAAUAUGGCAUGUGAAAUAAUGCAUACUGCACAGACUAUUUUAAAUAGUAAAGAAUGUACCAUGGUUCCUUGAAUUAAAAAAUCCUAAUCAAAAUAUUUCAGAAGUGAAUGUUUCUGUUUAGUGUGUUUUUAUGUCCUGUGUGGCAUAGCAUAUUGUUAAGUGCCAAGAAAAAUUGUCACUAACAUUUUACAAUAACAUCUAUUGUAACAAGUUUCACCAUUCGAUAAUACAGGAGAUAUUCUGUUAAACUAC
Molecule: messenger RNA, 2041 nt
Organism: Gryllus bimaculatus (two-spotted cricket)
Lineage: Eukaryota; Metazoa; Arthropoda; Insecta; Orthoptera; Gryllidae
Source: the annotation of a GenBank genome assembly